AUGAGAACUCUCUUGGUUGUCUGCGUCCUGGCCUUCGCCACGUCCUCGGUGCUGGCCCGCACCAUGGACCGUUGCUCCCUGGCUCGGGAGAUGUCCAAUCUGGGCGUUCCUCGUGAUCAGCUCAACAAGUGGACCUGCAUUGCCCAGCACGAAAGCUCCUUCCGCACUGAAGUGGUGGGUCCCCCUAACACUGAUGGCUCCAAUGAUUAUGGAAUCUUCCAAAUCAACGAUCGCUAUUGGUGCCAGCCCUCCAAUGGACACUUUUCGCACAACGGCUGCAAUGUGAACUGCAACGAUCUGCUCUCGGAUGACAUCACCAGGUCGGUGCAAUGCGCCCAGAAGGUGCAGGGAGAGCAGGGCUGGACGGCCUGGUCCGUGUGGCACUUCUGCAGCGGAAACCUUCCGCCAAUCGAUGAUUGCUUCAGAUAAAUUCUUUUUACUUGAACAGUAUCUUACUCUGCAAAAAUAUUAAUAAGUAAUUACUGUGUGUUUAUUGCCUUGUUAAAGUGUAAAUUAAAUUUUGAAAAUGUAUACUUUA
Molecule: messenger RNA, 538 nt
Organism: Drosophila kikkawai
Lineage: Eukaryota; Metazoa; Arthropoda; Insecta; Diptera; Drosophilidae
Source: RefSeq, a predicted model, not a curated record